Apis mellifera (honey bee) is the source of this 3391-nucleotide messenger RNA. RefSeq names its product Allatostatin A receptor (gene AstA-R1). Gene Ontology annotation, biological process: neuropeptide signaling pathway. Bases 1836 to 2921 code for a protein of 361 amino acids. Gene Ontology annotation, cellular component: membrane. The record is from RefSeq and is a predicted model, not a curated record. Gene Ontology annotation, molecular function: G protein-coupled peptide receptor activity. NCBI's taxonomy places the organism in Eukaryota, Metazoa, Arthropoda, Insecta, Hymenoptera, Apidae. The transcript has 6 exons.
CGAUCUGCACAGUCGUGUCGCAUCCACCGCCGGUUGCGUACCUCGCGAAUCUUCAAAACAUUCUUGUAAUUUACGCUUCUCCCUCUCCCCCCUCCCCGAUAACAAAAGUUCUUUGAAUUUUAAUUAAAUUUAUUUCAAAUAAAAAUACAUUUAAAAUACGAGAUAAGAAGAAUUUUUUCACCGUAAUAAUUUUAAUCGUGAUAAAUAAAAUUGAAAUGAAAAGUAACGGUGAAAGCUGUUCUAUCGUGCGAAUGAAGAAUAAAAACUGAUAAAUAAUUUUUACAGGAAGUGAAGUGCUUUUAAAAAAUUUUUUUCCAAUCAAAAAAAAAAAGAACAAAGAAGAAGUAUACGUACACACUUUUUUUUUUCGCUUCGAUAUUAACUUAAAACACGUGUUGUUCCCGUGUUGUUCCAUCGAUCUUUCUUUUCCUUUCCUUUCUUUUUUUUUUCUUUCUAUUUUUUUCCUUUUCCAACUUUUCUUCUCCGAGAAACCAAGUUUUAACUUCUAACACUUCAGAGUAAUAUUUCAUACAAGUGGAAUCCGCUCUCGAAAAAUCAUGAUUUUCACGAAAUUCAAGCGGAAGCUGAACGCCCCGGAACCCGACCAACUAACUUUCUGAAACUUGUUCCCAACUAUUUUGUUUAUGUGCCAAAUCCAUCGCGAUCCACCAGUGCGUUAAACGCUGUUUACCCUGCUGCGUGGACACCUUCCGUGUGAAAUGUUCUCCAGUUGAGAAAAAAAAAAAAACUAUUACCUUCCAAGUGAAAUAGAUUAGUGCAAGAUUGGGAUGUGAAUAAUUUUUCAACGAGAAAUAUCGAAAUAAUUAUCGGAGACAUUACGCGAUGUUUCUUUUUUAAUUUCCAUAUCCAUCGUUUGUAACGCAAGAACGAUCACGGAACCGUGACCUAGAAAAGUGCGAGAUUCGACUUGCUUGAUAUUCCCCUGUUUAACGUGCUCAUUAAAUCCAACCUCUUUAUUAACGGAGGAAAAAAAAAAAAGAAAAUUAUCGAAAUUUAUUACCCGAACCCACUACACGAAUCUUUUAAAUUUCUAAAAAAAUAUCGUUAAACACAUCUCAGCCACGUUACAAUACACGUGUACUCUAAAUUAUUCUCUCUAAAAUAUAUAUCUAUACAUAUAUAUUUUUCGUCGUGCGUGAAGAAUCGAGUGUAGUGCGGGUGGAUGAUUGGUCCAUUUGUGAGAUCGUCGUAACGAACAGCUUCGUAAUAAUCGGUUCGCCAUGAAACCGGUGACAAAGGUUGGCCGGCGACGUUCAUCAGCGGCACAUCUGCGAAACCAGAGUUGCAUCAAUUAGGAGCCGUUCGACGAGCAAUCAUGAUUCGAUCUAUCUGCAUCAGUUACGCCUUAAUCCGGUAAAAGGAAGGGUGGACGAUCAUUAAAUCUCUCUCUCUCUCUCUAUCUCUCUAUCUCUUCGCAUAUGGUGGUGGGCCGAGAGACGUGCCUGAACCAUCCUACCCCAAUCUACUUCCUUUGGAACGAAGCACCACGAAAGGGAAGAAAGAUUUAUAAAAGAAAGGAUAUAAUAAGAAUAAUUUUUCCACGAGGAUCAUGAAUAUCGAGGAACACAUUUCCUGGAACGAUCUUCCAAACAAUUCUCACUCGUGAACGAGCGUGAAGAUGCUCCUGUCGAGGACGAGGACGAAACUUGAAGCGGAGCUUGAAAAGUCGAGAAUGAAAAACUCGUGAAAAUUUGAUAUGAUUCGGACGAGGGGGAAAUCGAUGGGCGAGGAAGAAGCGUGAGGAGGAAGAAAGAGGAGAGACUAGUUUCCGGCGAAGGGAAGGAAGGAAUCACAAGUUAGGGCGAUCACGCACGAUGCUUCAAGAGAUGGAGAUCACUUCGGAGAGGGUGAUCAAAAAUCUGACCAACGUCUCGAACUCGAUGAACAACAACGAAACACUGAGGUACAACGAGGAGUUCGAUUACACGUUCGAUCGCGACCAAGUGGAGAAGAUAGUGGUGGUGGUCGUCCCGAUAUUUUUCGGCAUGAUAGGUAUAUUGGGGCUGGUCGGGAAUUCGUUGGUGGUGAUCGUGGUAGCGGCCAACCCGACCAUGAGAUCGACCACGAACAUCUUGAUCAUCAAUCUGGCCGUGGCCGAUCUCUUGUUCGUCAUCCUUUGCAUACCGUUCACAGCCACCGAUUUCGUGCUACCGUUCUGGCCUUUCGGCAAUUUUUGGUGCAAAAUGGUCCAGUACCUCAUCAUCGUCACUGCCUACGCCAGUGUUUAUACUUUAGUCCUCAUGAGCCUUGAUAGAUACUUGGCCGUGGUUCAUCCUAUUUCCUCGAUGUCGUGGAGGACCGAGAACCACGCGAUCAUCGCCAUUUGCAUCGCUUGGGCGAUGAUAUUCGCGAUAUCAACUCCCGCAUUCUUCGUCCACGGCGAGUUUCAGGACAUGGAUGGCUCGUCGUCGGAGAACCUGACGGCUUGUCGAAUCCUACCGCAAUAUAAUUGGCCGUUAUUCCAGAUGUCGUUUUUCCUGAUGAGCUACCUGCUGCCACUGAUGCUGAUAUGCUUCUUUUACAUUUGCAUGCUCAUCAGGCUCUGGCGCACCGAUCGCGUCAGUGCCGAAAGCCGUCGUGGAAGAAAACGAGUCACGAGGCUGGUCUUCGUCGUCGUUGGCGUUUUCGCCUUUUGUUGGUGCCCUAUACAGGUGAUACUAGUGACGAAAUCGUUGGACGUGUAUCCAUUGACAUCAGCGACGAUAAUGGUGCAAAUAGCGAGCCACAUUUUGGCAUACACGAACAGCUGUGUCAAUCCUAUCCUUUACGCCUUCCUCAGCGACAGUUUUCGAAAAGCUUUUCGAAAAAUUAUUUACUGCAGACCUCGAUCGGAGCAAAACAGACAAUUGGGACCAUUGACGAAGACUACGAGAGCUGCCAGUACCGGUGACAUCAUUUAGGUCACAAAUACUCCGACGCAGGAUUCGUCCAGUUAACAAGCACUGAUUGCGCCGAUUUUACGUCUAAAUUAGAGUGUAUUCGCCGGGUAUUCGAUAUUCGUUGUAACACGGAACAGUUAUCAUGUGAACUCGAGCGUGCAUUUGUGCCGUUUAACCGUGACAAAUUCGUUUUACGAAACAAUUUAUACCGAGAUAUAUAUAUCUUUGAUUUUCCUAAUUAAACGAAUCUCGAAUUUUUGCUCGAUUUUUGGAGCGAAGCCCAUCUCUGAUCGAGAUUAAUCCAUCGGAUCGUAAUUAAGCGUCUUUUCUCGCUUGCGUGUGCGUGCGUUUGCGUGUGUGCGUGUCGAAAGGUAAUAAAAAAAAAAGAAAAAAGAAAAAAAAAAGCAUUUUAUACGUGUAAAACCUCUAUCGUGUAAUACGUGAGAUUUACAUCCGUGAAUAAAAAUUGUGUACAUAUAUAUAUAUAUAUA